Mangifera indica (mango) is the source of this 1617-nucleotide messenger RNA. Its product is annotated as serine carboxypeptidase-like 7. Lineage: Eukaryota; Viridiplantae; Streptophyta; Magnoliopsida; Sapindales; Anacardiaceae. The transcript has 14 exons. The record is from RefSeq and is a predicted model, not a curated record. The coding region runs from base 30 to 1427 and encodes 465 amino acids. Gene Ontology annotation, biological process: secondary metabolic process; proteolysis. Gene Ontology annotation, molecular function: serine-type carboxypeptidase activity; acyltransferase activity, transferring groups other than amino-acyl groups.
UCCAAUGAUUCUUCAAACAAAGUGCAGCAAUGGCGUUCCAUCAUACCAGUUAUUUUCAGUUUCUGGUUUUUCUUCUCCUUCUCUCAGGCACUGCUUUUUCCACCAUUGUCAAAAACCUUCCUGGCUUUUCUGGUGACUUACCUUUCACCCUUGAAACUGGAUAUACAAGUGUGGGAGAUGUUGAGUUCUUCUACUAUUUUGUGGAGUCAGAAAAUAAUCCGGCUGGUGACCCUCUUCUUCUUUAUCUUAAUGGAGGCCCUGGUUGUUCAGCUUUGAAUGGAUUCCUCUUCCAAGUCGGCCCAUUAAAAUUCGACCGUAGUAACUACACUUCAGGGUUACCGACACUGCUAUACGAAUCGAAUUCAUGGGCAAAGCAUACCAACAUCUUAUUUCUGGACGCACCAGUCGGAGCUGGUUUCUCUUAUGCCACAACCUUAGAAGCUUGGAAUACAACAGACACUCAAAAUGCACAGCAAGUUACCACUUUCAUGAGGAAUUGGUUGAGCAAUCAUACAAGUUUCCUGGCAAAUCCAGUGUAUAUUGGCACCGAUUCAUAUGCUGGAAUAAAUUCUCCCAUGAUCGCCCUUGAUAUAUUGAAUGGUAAUGAGGCUGGAGAUGAGCCCAUUAUUAAUCUUAAGGGAUUAUCCCUUGGAUGUCCGCACACUGAUACAGACCUUGAAACUGAUGCGAAAAUACCCUUUGCCCAUCGAAUGGCACUUAUUCCUGAUGAAUUGUUUGAGAAAGCUAACAAGAGUUGCAAUGGGAGCUAUGCUGUUAUCGCUUCAAACAAUACAGAAUGUAUAGAGGCUGUUGAUGCUAUAGAUGAGUGCAUCGAAUUGAUUAAUCGACAAAAUAUCCUGGAACCCUACUGCGCCCUCUUGUCUCCGGAGUUAGCAGAAGAUGAAAAGGUCCGAAGAUAUCUCAGAGAACACACAGCCAAUUUCAUCAUGCAAUCGCCUCAGCCUCGAGAUCUUUAUUGCCAUAACCUCCCAUACUUGUUGUCUGUCAUAUGGGGAAAUUAUGAAUCUGUCCAAGAAGCUCUUGGAGUCCGACAGGGAACCGUCGAGGAAUUUUACCGAUGCAACAUAACUUUGUCGUACACAGUUGAUGUUAAUUCAGUCAUUCCUCAGCAUAAGGAGCUUACAAAGAAAGGCUUGCAGCUUCUGGUUUUCAGUGGUGAUCACGACAUGGUUAUGCCACAUAAUGGUGUUGAAGAAUGGAUAAGCUUCUUGGAUUUGACCCUUGAUAGUGAUUGGCGUCCAUGGUUUGUCGAAGGCCAAGUUGCAGGGUACACGAGGACAUUCGACAACGAGGGAUACCGAUUGACAUAUGCAACAAUAAAGGGAGCUGGGCACUCGCCCCCAGAGGACAAACGCAAGGAAUGUUACAUAAUGUUUCAUAGAUGGAUUAAUUAUUAUCCUCUUUAGGAAGUUUUGCCUUUAGGAAGUUUUACCUUUAAUUAAUAUUUCAUAGACUUCAAGCAAGUCUUGUAUCUUUCUAGUAUACCAAUGGACUGGCUACUCUAAAAUAACUACUGAUUAUGAUCUUUUAGAAGGAGCAUAACAGUUUUUGUUAAAAAAAUUAAGUAUGUGAUUAAUAAAUUAGGAAAUUGGAUUA